GUCAUGGUUGCCGGAAAGGAAAGUACUUUCGAAAUAUCGACAGCUCAAUCAUGGCUAUGAAGUGUUUGGAGAAGACAAGAUGUUACAAGACCAGGAAUGCUGUGACUCAGGUGCUGCCAUAAGAUGAAAACUUGAAUGAUGACGUGCACAGCAAAUGUCGACAAACUGUGAUGAUUAGUGUAGUAUUUUACCUCUAAUUGUUCUAGAUAUAGGAUAAAAUGAAUCCUAAUCGGCUUCCACAGCAACAGCUCCCACAAACGCCAUCAGCUCCCCCACCCAUCCCUCCAAGGUUAACUAAAAGUACCAGCAGUGAUGUGUCUGUCUUUAGACCAAAACCUGAACUGCCUUCUCCUUGUUUUCAACCACUUUCAUCGUUCGAUAACCAAGAUUCUGCAAACUCAGAUAAUCAAGCUUCAAGCUUUCCACCCGCCCAUCAGUGGAAGUCUACCACCAGUAUUGCUGAAGGUGACUCUGAGGGUUCGACAGCGGACCUCGAAGGAAUUGACUUCUGGCUAGCUGCUAGGGAAAGCAGGCUAAGGGAAAGUAAAGCAAAAGGUUUGAGUUCAUCUGAAGACAACAUCAGCCAUUAUAAUUAUGAUAAAGAUCCGAAAGUGUAUCCUGACAUUCGGGCUGCAUUUCUGGAAGUUUUACCAAGGACACCAGGGCACAAUAUUGUGACAGACCACUUCAACCAUGGAAGUGUGUACUCCCAGCCACAUUCAGCUCAAAAUCAGCAGUACCCUGCUCAAAACUGGCAGUAUCCUGGUCAGACUCAGCAGUACCCAUCACAGGCUCUUCCUCAAGGCCCCCCACCCCCACCUGGCUUUGUCUUACCUGAGAAUGGUGUUAAUGGAGGGUAUUCACGUGCACAAAGCUGGAAUGACUAUUACCUGACAGGCUCAGUCAGCCAAGCUAGCACAUUUGCAACAAGAGCUACAGCAUCGCCAUUCAACCCCUCCAGUGCUCAAGGUGGUAGUACUUACAACAAACUCAACAUGCCAUCUUUAAUGGGGUAUCCCAUGCAGUCCCAUUUGGGUAAUAGCAGCAGUAUGGGUGGGUUCAGCACCAGCACAGGUUACACCUUCCCCCACCCUGACAGCUGGAGUGAUCUCGCAGCAGGUGGUCAGGGGGAGAACGUUUUCUCACAAGCGAUCCCAAGUUCAAGCCAGUCCUUGGGUGGGACACCCACAGACAGUUACAAUCUCAUACACUUAGGCUGGAAUAUAGAAGAGGAGCCAGAGUAUAUGACUUUAGAAGCAUUUGAUCCCUUAUACCAAAAGAUUCCUGAGCACCCAGACCAAGACAAAGGUGCUAGUUAUCUAGACGGUAUAUAUUCUCUUACCACUUAUCCAAACGCUUCAGGGGAGAUAACUCCAGAGAAGGCCUCGCAUGUAAACUUGCCCCCUGCCCCUGGUAAUUAUGAAGACAUUUUAGAUGUGUUAGCUGCACAUUCUUCAGCUUCCUCAUCAACAGAGAAGGGUGAAGAUAGAGGUGAAGCAGAGGUGACAGAGAAACAGGACAAUGUGUACGAGGCUCUAAGUGGUGUGUCUCGGAGAGUGUCAUCUAAAUGCCCUCCCCGUCCCCCAAGGCCAUUCUCCAAGAGACUCUCCAAACAGGCUUUGCGGGAUGGUGACUAUGAGAUGCUGCGAUCCAUGACAUUCAUUGAUGAGGAGUCCAGAAGCUUCUGUGAAAUGGUGUCCAAGGUAAAGGAGAAGUUUUUGUCGACUGACGAGUGUAGUAACAUGGGGUUUGUGAUCAGCUCAGUGCAGGGUGAGGUUCCCCAUGAGCCCAUGUCGGUCAAGGUGGUCAUUUACGCGGAUUUCGCUAAUGAAGCCAUUCCUUUCACAUGUGAUGUGGACCUGCUAGUAGAGCAUGUGAUCAGUCAGGUGUUGUACACUCAGUUUGAGGAAACAGGCUCUCUCACAGCGGCUGAUUAUAUCCUCAAGGUGUAUGACCGGUCAGAAUACCUGCUCAAUAUGUAUCCUCUGUCUUGGUAUGAUUAUGUUCAACAUUGUAUGAAGAAUGACUGUGAUAUAAAGUUUUAUCUGUGUAAGAGGGACCAGAUAGCUCUGCCUCUGUUGCGAACAAUUGAUGAUGAUGGCCAGCCCGUGUUUUUCCCCAGGGAUUUUAUUAAGAAGGAUCCAGGAGAAGUGUCUAGGGAAUCUCUGGAUAUCUUAAUGGAGACAUUUUACAGAGAGGUGGAAAGGCUUAGGGACCAAACUUUACAGGGAAAAGCAGAAGUGAGUCAGUGUAGGAGCCUGACACAAUCUGUCAAAGCUGUAUGUGCCAUUCUGGCCAAGAUAGAGACCAUGGCACUGUCAAAAUCUCUCAGUAGAGUGCAGGAUAUCGUCUCUAAUCUAUCUCACCGGACAUCUCAGCCAGCAGAACUUGAUAAUGAUUACAUUUACUCUGACCCUGCUGAGACACAAGAUAUGGAUAUGGGUGUACGCUGUACCCUCCUGGAGGAUUUGCAAGAGGCUCUGGAUGAACUGACAAAAACCGUACAGCAGCUGGUGAAUCUCUACUGUCACACAUUCCACACGGACUUCAUCCUCUAUGAUGAGGAUGAUGGCUAUACUGAGACCCAAGAAGUGACUGGACUGAUAGAUAACUUCCUGAUCCAGGUGGCCUCUGCUCACAGAAUACCUGUCACCUGGCUUAACAUGUAUGAAGAGUACUAUGUGGAGUGUAGCCUGCAUCAUAGCGGCCAGAUGUUGGGCAGGUCUCUGUUCACCAAAACCAUGGCCGUGGCAAAGACGGGGCUCUGUGAACGGAUUCUCUUUGAUGAGUGGAUCCAGUUUGAGGACAUACAGCUGUGUGCUUUACCUCGAGAAAGCCGCCUUUGUCUGACUUUGUAUGGCACCAAAACUGUGCCCAGUGCCAAUACAUCUGUCCCUGAUGACCUCACAGGCAAGGUGAAGACAGCACUAGGGGGUGCCACUGUACAACUAUUUGACCAUAAAAGCCACCUUGUACAGGGCCAACAGAUGAUGAUCUUAAGGCCAGGUCGUGAGGCAGAUCCCCUGGGACCAUCUCUGAUCUCUCUGCUACCUGACUCUGUUCUGCUACAGGUUAAUCUCCCUCAGCUGGGCAAACACAUCAUAUACCCUGAAGCUGUGGAGUCAGAAGUCAAAAUACAAAAACCUUUCUCUAGUCUUCCAACUGAUGACCAAGAGGAACUGAAGGCAGUAUUGCAUAAGGACUGUAUAACACCGUUGACAGCUGAUGAGCGUGAGUUGUUGUGGCAUCGCAGACAUUACCUGCUGGAAAACCCAGCCUUCCUGCCCAAGGUGCUGCAGUCCGCUCACGGCUGGGACUGGGCAUGUCUGGCUGACAUCUACAUCCUGCUGAGGCAGUGGCAGACCCCAAGCCCUACCGACGCCCUUGAGCUCCUCAUGCCACAAUUUGCAGACCACCGAGUGCGAGAGUUUGCCGUGAUCUGUCUCCGCAAUCUGGACAUGGAUGAGAUGUUAAAUUACCUUCCUCAGCUGGUUCAGGCACUGAAGUUUGAGAGUUAUCAUGUGUCACCCCUGGCUGAAAUGUUGUUAGAGCGAGCCUGUAACAGCAUCAGAUUUGCCCAUAAACUUUUCUGGCUGUUGAAGGAAGCUGCUCAAGACUCGAUAUACCGUCAGCGAUACCAGCUGAUGUUUGGAGCUGUGAUGAGCGUAUCUGGACAAGCCCUGAGGAAAGAGUUCCGUAAACAAGAGGAGUUGAUGAAAUUGCUGGGCACCACAGCUGAGAAAGUCAAAAUGGGGCGAGAUAAAGAGAGCACGCUAAGAAGAGAGUUGCAGUUAGUGUAUGAGUUGUUUGAGCAGAAGAAGGGUAUACUACUGCCGCUCAACUGCAGCAUGGAGGUCACUGGGAUUGACCUGAAGUCCUGUUCGUACUUCACCUCAAAUGCAUUUCCGUUGAAGCUGGUCUUCAAGAAUCAGAACUUUUACGCUGAACCAAUCUAUACCAUGUUUAAGGUAGGGGAUGAUCUCCGACAGGACAUGCUUACUCUCCAGCUUAUCCGUAUCAUGGAUCAUCUGUGGCUCAAGGAAGGACUGGACUUAAAAAUGAUCACAUUUUCCGUUCUGUCAACUGGACCAAAGAGGGGAAUGGUAGAGUUGGUAACAGAGUCUGAGACAAUAAGGAAGAUCCAGGCUUCUUAUGGACUGACAGGCUCAUUUAAGGAUCGGCCGCUGAGGGAGUGGUUACAAAAACAUAACAUCACAGAACUGGACUACCAGAAGGCUGUGGAUAACUUCAUGCGGUCAUGUGCGGGGUACUGUGUGGCCACCUAUGUCCUGGGGAUCUGUGAUAGACACAAUGACAACAUCAUGCUCAAGCAGUCGGGUCACAUGUUCCACAUUGACUUCGGCAAAUUCCUGGGAGAUUCACAAAUGUUUGGCACAUUCAAGCGUGACCGUGUACCAUUUGUCUUGACAUCUGACAUGGCGUAUGUGAUAAAUGGGGGAGAAAGACAGAGCAGUCGCUUCCAGCAGUUUGUGGAUUUGUGCUGCCAAGCCUUCAGCAUUCUGAGGAAAAAUGCUAACAUUUUCCUUAGUCUCUUCACACUGAUGUCCAAGUCCGGCAUACCUGGUAUGUCAGAGAAUGCAGCAGCCUAUGUGCAGACUGCUCUCUUACCUGGACAGAGUAAUGCUGAAGCCACAGCUUUCUUCACCAGGAUGAUCGAUGAAAGCCUCAAGUCUGUCUUCACCCAGUUUAACUUCUUCAUCCAUAAUCUGGCUCAGCUCAAGUUCUCUAGUCAUAAUGAGGGAGCGUUGCUUUCUUUUGUACCUAAGACCUACAGUAUUAACAUAGAUGGAAAGAUCAAGUCUGUGGAGGUUUUGGCCUGUCAAAAGAGAUAUGUCCCUGAGAAACAUUAUGUUUACAUCAUUAAAGUGGUGAGGGAACAGCACCGAGUGCCUUCCUUCAUCUUCCGCAGGUUCUCAGAGUUUGUGGAGUUCAGGGACAAGCUUGUGGCUCAGUUCCCCCUGACAGCCUGGCAUGUCCUCCCCACCAGACUGAUACUGGGGAGGAGUCAUGUGAAGACUGUGGCUGAAAGUAGAAAAGCUGAAAUUGAGAAGUUUCUGAAAGAGUUGUUGUUGAAGGCUCCAGAAAUCUCUGGGAGUGAUCUUGUGUACACAUUUUUCCACCCUCUGUUGAGGGAUGAACAGGACAUAUCCGAGCAGACAGAAGCGCCCAGAACUGGCGAAGUUACACCCACUGUCAGUGAUGGCUGCGAGGUGAAGGGACAGGUCAAAGUGGCUCUACAGUACAAGAAGGAUGCUCUCUCUGUUAUGAUAAUGCAUGCAAAGGAUUUGGGCUGCUCUCUUCCAGUGGCCCCCAGCCCUUAUGUCAAGACUUACCUUUUGCCUGAUCCAUUCAAAGAGACUAAAAGGAAGACAAAGGUGGUGAAGAACACUAACCAUCCUGUCUACAAUGAAAUUCUGCUGUAUAAAAUAUCCAAGGAUGAGGCGAGGAACAAGAUACUACAGGUGACUAUUUGGGACCAUGACAUCCUGAAGGAGAAUGAGUUCAUGGGAGCAGCAUUCAUAAAACUGCGAGACAUUGACCUCAGUCAGGAGACAAUAAAGUGGUACCCUCUGGGCAAUCUACAAGUCAGCAUCAGUCAGAUGUUAGCCUAACCCCUCACCGUUUACUGCAGAGGCAACAACAAGUGACAUGGACAGCAUUCCAGAAAACCCUGUCAUCUUUACAACUGUUACAUAUUUGUGAACCAGACGGAAUGAAGCUUAAGUUUUAAAUUACGUCUUAAUUGUGAAUUUGUUCUUUUUACAAUUUUGUGGUUAUUUAUUUUUUUAACUAAUGUUUCAGCGUAAUGUUAUAUCACAUCCAGUUUUUAAUUUACAAAGAAAUUUCAGUGUAUAGUCACAGAUUUUAUCUGUACUGUUUUUAUUAAAAGAUGUUGUUGUCAGUAGUCUAAAUUGCUGUUGUUAUUGCUGGUUGUACAUGAAUACACAGAUAAUAUUGUUAUAGACAAUUGACGCAUGGUGCAUUUUUACCCAAAGUCAGACAAUCUGUUAGUGGGCAUAACGGACAGAUUUGUGUAAGUAUAUGAAUUCUCUUUAUCAAUUUACAACAGGCACUGUUUUAAAAAGUUAUGAUAUUCAAAUUAGGUAUUCAGAAUACUUAUUCCAGAGUUCAGAAGAAAAAAGAAAAUAUUGCAUUCUGCAAUUUAUAUGCAUGUGUUAUUUCAAAAACAGAAGCAAGUGAAUAGUAAUUAUUUUUGAUUUUCCAUCGUAUACCCUGGAGUUGCAUGUAUUAUUCUGUGGUACUUGUGUGUUUCAAUGCCAAGGCUUCUGUCAGAGAAUAGGUAAUGAAGAUUCUUUUCUCAUCUGUGUCACUCUGUGUACAAAUAUUAUCUUUUUAUUUUCUGCUGACCAUAAUUUGACUCUUAGUAGGUCUGUACCUUUUGUGGCCACAGAGUGAUGUUGUCAUUUACACUUUAAACGCAGUCUGUUGUAUAGGCUUAUCAAUAGUGCAUGUAUUUACAGUUCCAUGAAGUGUAAUGUUGGCUUAUUACAAGUAUCUCUUUAAAUAGUACAGCAGACACAUAUAUAUUAGCAAUAGAAUUAAUUAUUUCCACGCUGAAAGUUUUACACGUGAAAUAUUAGUAUUGACUGAAUAGAAUGUGUGAAGUGUUUGGUGAGUGACGGUAAAAUAUUGCAAGUGAAAAAUACCUACAGAAAAUAAAAGGUGCCUUAAAUCGUAUAAAUUUACAUGUCUUGUUGAAAAGAAAACCAUGUCUGGUUGUGUGUAUAAGACCAGCAUCAGUCAGGAUGUCUGCAUAUGUGUAUUUGUUUGCUAAUACAUGUACAUAACUUGUAUGCCUUUGACAUUUGGAAUUAUCUCCUGAUGACACAUCAUUGGUAUUUUCCCUGAUGUUUAUUGUCGUACAGAAAUGAUCAGGUAUGUGUGCACUUUAGCACAAAUGACAAGGUAUCUGGAUAGUCCACCAUAAGUGAUUAGGUAUGUCUACACUUUAGCACAAAUGACAAGGUAUCUGGAUAGUUCACCACAAAUAAUCAGGUAUUUGUACACUUUAAUACCACUGGGUCUCCGUGGCCGAGGGGAUUCCCACCAAUGCAGUUGCUGUGAGUUCGUCCAGCUCUUGCUGGCUUCCUCUCCAGCUGUACCUGCUGACGGUCGUGGGUUUCCCUCAGGCUCUGCGCGGUUUCCUCCCACCAUAAUGCUGGCCACUCUCGUAUAAGUGAAAUAUUCUUGAGUACAGUGUAAAAUAGCAAUCAAAUAAAUACGUUUAAUACCACAAAUGUUCAGGCAUGUGUACACUUGCCCACAAUUGAUCAGGUGUGUGUACACUUGAUCACAAUUGAUCAGGUAUCUGGACACUUGGCAACAAUUGAUCAGGUACCUGGACACUUGGUCACAAAUGAUCAGGUAUCUGGACACUUGGCCACAAAUGAUCAGGUAUCUGAACACUUGGCCACAAAUGAUCAGGUAUCUGGACACUUGGCAACAAUUGAUCAGGUAUCUGGACACUUUGCAACAAUUGAUCAGGUAUCUGGACACUUGGCCACAAAUGAUCAGGUAUCUGGACACCUGACCACAACUGGUCAGAUAUGUAUAUCUCCUCAGGCGGUGCUAAAAUCACAUACCCAGCCUCCAUCACAUGUACAUAUAUCAUUGCCAUCAUAGUGUCAUGCUAUAAUCAAUUUCAGUUUGUUUCUUUUAACAUGAAUGACUCACCUCAUUUCAAAGUGCUUUGGACUGAAAAAACAAGCAUCAAAAGUUUAUGAUUGUCUGGAUAUACAGUUGAAAUGGGCUGUAGUAUAGGAGUUAAAUGUCAGAUUCAUUUUGUACACAAGUGAUUACAGUUCAAGUGAGUGUUUGUCAUUAGACAUAACGAUACAUAAGACUGUCAUGAAAGCAGAAGGUAUUUUUGUCACAUAGAAUGUACACAUGCUUUGUUUCAGGUCUUUACACACAGAUCUCCGCUUCAUUUUAGGGCAUUGAAGGUUUACUUUUUCAUUUACUGAAUACAUGAACAUGUAGUAACUACCAGUGUAUACUUGUCCAGUUUUCUGCAUGUCAGUUGGUGGUUUUUAUCAAAGUUUGUAUGGAAACAAUUCCAGACAGCAUCAUGCAUUAUAGACUGAAGGCGGCUAUAAUAACUUCCAAGUUUCAGUCGGUUAAGACCUUUCCGCUGUAUAUAAUGCCACAGUAGGGUUCUCACAUGGGGCAGUGUGACUUGACUUCUGUAGGACGAAGUUUACAGAUAUACGACAGAUCAUGGGAAUCCAGAUUUAGUAGGUAUUUAGGUAUGCGUGGAAAACAGCUUACUGCAUAUGAGUCUGUGUUGUUACAGUUGGUGCAGUGUUAUACCCAAAUCAAAUAAAUUUAUAAAUAAGUUUUCCAGUGAAGAGAUUUACUUAGAAAUUUGUGUUACCCCAGCAUGUAUGCCAUUGAGAUGCUAACAGAAAAUGAUUCGCAUGUCGCUUUCCAAAGUAUAUGUAGUUAGUUGUGGAGAUGCAGAAGAAAUUUGAAUUUAAACUACAUUUAAUGAUCAUAUAGCCCUGAAAAGAAAUUUUCUUUUCAAUGGUAAAAGGUUUUGUGUAAAUUUAGUGUGCUGGAAGACUCUCAGAAAAAAUAAUUCAAUGUAUGAUGAAAUGCAAGUUCAACAUAUUUAACAUUGAUAAACACACAUCACCAAGAAGUGCACAUUUGUUUUGAUAUCAUUUAUUUCCUUAAAUAUGUCAUUAAAAGUCUUUCCUGACUGAAAAUUCCUCUGUAUCUGCAGAUUUUUCAAAUGUUGCCUUGUUAUUAAUGUGCAGCAGACAGAGGCUGUAUGUAUUAAGUUUAAAUAGUGAUUGAAUAGCAGUAUUGUAAUAUAGCAGCAGAAAAGGGGCUCAUUGUUCUAGUGGAGCAGAUCGGAUUCUGCAGCAGAACAUCAGGAAUUGUGAGACCAACCACAGUCGUGAUGUACAUACAAGUCUACAGCCUUUGUCAUGUAGUUAAUAUUCAGAUAAUGACUCUGAGCUUGGAUACUGAAAACUCAGGUAGUCAUGGAACCUCCACGACGACAGAUCUUCAAAGGGAAACCUGAUAUUGUGAUAAGGAAGUGUUAGCUUUCCCUGGAAUAGCUGGCUGCUCUCACUGACUGCACUGCUGAUUGAAUGUUUUACCUUGUGAUUGCACCUGUAUGUGAUACACAGUAUGACUAACCUGCAGAUCUCAACCCAGCCAUUUACAUGCAAGGUCUUUGUAGUGUGCUAGCUAUGAGGCUUCUACAGUAUAGGUUGUUCUGUAAUGAACAGUUUCUUGUUGUUAGAGGGCUUUUUUCUUUUGUUUGUUU
Messenger RNA from Liolophura sinensis, 9322 nucleotides. Its product is annotated as phosphatidylinositol 4-phosphate 3-kinase C2 domain-containing subunit alpha-like. The record is from RefSeq and is a predicted model, not a curated record. The coding region runs from base 219 to 5633 and encodes 1804 amino acids. Lineage: Eukaryota; Metazoa; Mollusca; Polyplacophora; Chitonida; Chitonidae. Gene Ontology annotation, molecular function: 1-phosphatidylinositol-3-kinase activity; phosphatidylinositol binding; 1-phosphatidylinositol-4-phosphate 3-kinase activity. Gene Ontology annotation, cellular component: cytoplasm; phosphatidylinositol 3-kinase complex; plasma membrane. Gene Ontology annotation, biological process: phosphatidylinositol-mediated signaling; phosphatidylinositol-3-phosphate biosynthetic process; phosphatidylinositol 3-kinase/protein kinase B signal transduction. The transcript is spliced from 36 exons.